Molecule: messenger RNA, 1887 nt
Organism: Arthroderma uncinatum
Lineage: Eukaryota; Fungi; Ascomycota; Eurotiomycetes; Onygenales; Arthrodermataceae
Product: magnesium transporter ALR1
Exons: 2
Coding region: 1-1887 (628 amino acids)
Biological process (GO): intracellular magnesium ion homeostasis; magnesium ion transmembrane transport
Cellular component (GO): plasma membrane
Molecular function (GO): magnesium ion transmembrane transporter activity
Source: RefSeq, a predicted model, not a curated record
AUGAGCGAAUCACCAAGAUCAGACAAGUGCCAGACCAGGUACAGCACUCCUGCCCCGGAACUGGAUGACCAUCGAUUCCAGGCCGAAGGACUGCCCAGGGUAGACACCAUGGAGAGUCCAGUCCCGCAGAGCAUGCCGGGGGCUCCCGGCCUGCCUGAAAUUCAGCCAACUGCCAACAACCAGCCAAUCCAUGACGGGACCCCCAGAUAUAGAGAUUUUGAGCAUGCUGUUAUGGACGACGAUGAGGAAGCAGACAUGGACAGACUUGGAGCCCGGAGGAUUUCAGUUAACCCAAUGGGCGCUCGAUUGAACCCCAACGAGCUCCGCCGACCCUCCGUGACUUCCUCGCAUACGUCAGUUUCGACCUCUCCUCCAAACUCCGUCGAGGCAUUCGCCGAGCCCCGUCGACGUGAGCGGGCAAACACAAUGGAGAGCCAGAUGCCCGGAGAGCGUGAACUCCAUCUCCAUCGCACCAUAUCGGCGGCUUCGCAUCAUCGCAGGCCAACUUUCAGCAACGCCAGCGCCAUUCGUCCUGGUAGCGUGGACCUCCGAGUCAACCCAACUGAAGAGGCAGAUGUGUGUUUCGCACCACCGGCAUUCGAAGAGCCAGGUCGUACACCUAUUAUUGACUACGAGGAACUUGAAGAAUUCGUCGCUCUGAGCAACAAAGCCAACAAGGAAAAUCGCUCAGCUCAGCGUGCAACCCAGCGCAAGCAUAGCAUGAGCUCUCAGAGCAAACAUCUCCACAACUUCCCGGGCCUCCGCACGGGAGACAGCAAGGUCGACGUUCCUAACAUCGUAAUGACACCAUGCUCUACCGAGAAGUCAAACGAGACCGUCCAGCUGGCCGGAGAAGAUCUAGGCAAAUUUGACUCGGACGAACCGGUGGGCGAAAAGAGCGGCCUUGAAGCCCUGAAAAAUGCCAACGACCCGCACCGCUUCAGCUUCUUCUCCUCUGAGUUUGAAAGCACCGUCCAUGCCGCUGAGAUCGGAGACCUUGUGCUUCCCGGUGACUCGUUCCGUGAUCUCUUCCAGCUUAGCCCUGAUGGAGGAGUUUGGUGGCUUGACGUCGUUAAUGCGACCAGCGAAGAGAUUGGUGCUAUUUCUCGCGCUUUCUCCAUCCAUCCUUUGACGGCCGAAGAUAUCAUGACCCAGGAAGCGCGUGAGAAGGUCGAGCUGUUCCGCCAGUAUUACUUUGUCUGUUUCCGUACCUUCUAUCAGAUGGAUAAAGCCAGCGAAGAAUAUCUAGAGCCAGUCAACUUAUACAUGGUGGUGUUCCGGGAGGGCGUUAUUUCGUUCAGCUUCGUGGACAAUCCUCAUGCCGCUAAUGUGAGGAAGCGAAUUGGAAAGCUACUCGAAUCCGAAGCUAUUGAGGAUCACGUCUACGUCGCCCGCCUCGAGGACUUCAACCUCUUCCUCCCGCAGAUCGGCGGCCUGCGUAAGAAAGUAAUGAGUCUUAUGCGUCUCCUCGGCGGGAAGGCAGAUGUUAUCAAGGGGUUCGCCAAACGCUGCAACGAGCAAUACUCGGUCACCCCUCGCGGCGAUAUCGGGCUGUACCUGGGUGAUAUUCAAGACCACGUUGUGACCAUGAUGUCGAGCUUGGGCCAUUUUGAAAAGAUGCUCAGUCGCUCACAUGGUAACUAUCUAGCCCAGGUGAACGUGACAAACAUCAUGGUGGGCAAUAGAGUGAACGAGGUGCUGAGUAAGAUCACUUUCCUGGCGAGUAUCCUUGUUCCAAUGAACUUGAUCUGUGGUCUUUUCGGAAUGAACGUCCGUAUCCCUGGCCAGCACACCGAUAACCUCCACUGGUUCUUCGGUAUUGUGGGGGUUAUCGUUCUGAUCUCCAUUGUCAGCCUGACCUUCGCGCGUCGGUACAAACUCCUGUGA